Molecule: messenger RNA, 1812 nt
Organism: Emiliania huxleyi CCMP1516
Lineage: Eukaryota; Haptophyta; Isochrysidales; Noelaerhabdaceae
Exons: 7
Coding region: 1-1515 (504 amino acids)
Source: RefSeq, a predicted model, not a curated record
AUGGGCUCUUGCGGCAGCAAGCCAACCGGGGAGGAGGAGGCUGUGGAUCACCGCUGGACGGAGCCGAACGCGCCGAACCGUGAGGCGUUCGAGAGCGGCGAGCUUCUGCACGAGCCACCGCAGUUCGUCCACUUUGACCCUGUGAAGAACGAGGCGAGGCCGCUGCUCAUCAAGGAGAUCAAGCUGCCCCGCGCGACUCAAACGCACGAGGUCUGCUACGAGCCGUCGACGCGGUGCGUCUUUGUGUCGCAGAUGAGCAACUCGACGCUGGUGCGGAUCCCGGUCGACGAGCGCGGCGUGCUGGUGGACGACCAGGACGCAUGGAGGAUGGGCGAAUGCGACGCUGCGACGGGUGCUGGCAUCUCCGGCCUGCACAACAUCUCUCCCUCAAAGGCGCACCCGGGCUGUCUCUGGAUGACGCUGCAGUAUGCAAACGAGCUGCUCCUCGUCGAUGUGCGCGGAGAGCACCCGCUGCGCAUUCGGCAGGUCCUCAAGGUGCCUACGCUCUGCACCGAUCCCGCCACCGGCGAGACCCAGCGCGUCGGUGGGCCGCACUGCAUGCGCGAGUGUCCGAUCUCCGGCGAGCUGUGGGUCGGCCUCAAGGGCGGCACCAUAUGGAGUCGCACGCACACAACCCUUCUGGGCUCGCUCAAGGACACGCCCUGCCGCUCGCGCGGCCGCGGCGGCCGCAGCUCGUGCUGCGACCCGGACGCAAACGAGACAAACAUGGCGGAGCUCGCGCGGCGAGGCCACGACACGCCCCUCCCCGACGGGUGGGCGGUGUGGCGCGUGGCGCCGAGCGAGUACGACCCGAGCGCCAAGGGCGGUCAGGGCAAGGGCGGCAGGCUCUACCCGUGCCUCACCUCGCCGCCGAUGCUCGACUUCGACUCGCUCGGCAACGUCUACGUCCCGCAGGACGGGGUCGACACGGUCCCCUUCCCGGCGAGCGGCGCGACGCCGCGCAUCACAGGCCCCGCCGUCGCGAGACAGUGGGUCCUCGACCGCCACAGGACAUGCUCGUACAACUCUCUCGUGCGCAUCGACCCGCGCCGCGGCCACACGCGCGAGCUCUACGCCUUCGGCGGGCCGCCCUGGUGCAAGACGAUCCGCCUGAUCCACCUCGCCUUUGGCAGCGGCGGCCGCGGAAACUUCAUCUACGCGCUUGCUUCGGACCUCCUCGAGGACGAGGCGGUCGACGCGGUCGUCGUGCUACGGAUGGACGAGAGCUGGGCGCGCUGCCUCGGCCGACGGGUCAUCCCGCUGCCGACGCAAGACUGCUCGUGCCACCGCAUCGCCGUGGUCGACGCGGGCCCUAACCUCGGAGGGGACGGGCGCUCGAUCGUCAUCACCGAGCUCGCCUCGUCAAAGCUGUUGCAGGCCCGAGAUAUACGCACAGUCGAGUUGCGCCACCUGGUCGACUUCCAGCCGCUCGACGAGUCGGUCUCGACCGACGCGGACGGUUUCGUGGUGCACAGCUACACGACGGGUGAGUCCGAGGCCGGCCACAAUUGCUGAGCGCCGGCCUCGUCCUGGGUCCCAAAGAGCGGGAGGGAGCGCCAGAGGCUCCGCCACAGCAUCACGCCGGUGGCGGUAGCGAGGGCGUGCGAGGAGCGAGGAGGAGAAAGAGGACGAGAUCGUGUGGCGGCGAAGAGAAAGCUCGAGAGAGAUAGCGGCACGGAGGCGGCUAACUAAGGUAGGAAAGGGGUGGGGUAAGGUGUGUGGACCGUGAGCCGAGGGUUUCCUCGGGCGCCUCCUUCUAUGAACGAUGGGAGCUUCUGUGUCCCCUAGCCAAUGAAAGGAAGCUAGAGCCGU